Messenger RNA from Helobdella robusta, 363 nucleotides. RefSeq lists its product as hypothetical. Bases 1 to 363 code for a protein of 120 amino acids. The transcript has 2 exons. Lineage: Eukaryota; Metazoa; Annelida; Clitellata; Rhynchobdellida; Glossiphoniidae. The record is from RefSeq and is a predicted model, not a curated record.
AUGACCUUUUUAGUGGAACAAGUUAUCGAAGGCAACGUGGUGUCAAUCGAAGAAGCUGCAUCACCUGAACAAACGAAUCUGGCAUAUUUUUUGAAGCAUUACAAAAACUGUCCUAUAAAUAGAUCGUAUUCAACUUGCGCGAUUUUAGUCUCCGAGACGUAUCUCGGGUUAUAUUGGAGACAUAACCUGUUUCAGUUGAGCUUUUGUAAGAGAACACCAAAUCAGGGAGAGCAGUGCGUGGGAGUAAAAAGAAAAAAGAAUAGUAUCCGUUUGGAUAGGCUGGACACCUGUUUCGCCCCUACCGGGGACUCAUCAGCACCUCGAAUACCUAUCAGAAUCGAAUCGCAGUUUCUCCUUAUAUAG